AAUAGGCGCAGGAAGGAGAGGCAAACCUCCCGCCCGCCGGCUCCACAAACAGCCCCUCGCUGGUCCUCCAGCCUUCCAGCGAGAAGAAAGAAAGAGCGUCCCCGGAAGCAGCCGAAACUCUAGCGUAGAGCGGCACGCGCUUUUUGCCUUUCCGCGUCCUCUUCGGUGGCCGUCCUCUUCCUUGAAAGGGCGGUGGGUUCCACUUCCGCUCAGAAGGCCAGCGGGAGCCGCAGGAAGCCGUCGCGGGAAGUUCAGCAGCAUUGGGGUUGGUGCCUCUGAACUGCGCUGAUCCUGAGCUCUCAGACUCCCCAGUACCAUGACUCAAGCAGAAAUUAAGCUCUGUUCUUUGUUGCUGCAAGAGCAUUUUGGAGAGAUUGUAGAAAAAAUUGGAGUCCAUCUGAUAAGAACCGGCAGCCAGCCACUAAGAGUAAUUGCUCAUGACACAGGAACAUCACUGGAUCAGGUGAAAAAAGCCCUGUGUGUCCUCAUCCAGCAUAACCUGGUGAGUUACCAAGUGCACAAACGUGGUGUGGUGGAGUAUGAAGCCCAGUGCAGCCGGGUAUUGCGAAUGCUUAGAUAUCCCCGGUACAUCUAUACUACCAAAACUCUGUACAGUGACACUGGAGAACUGAUCGUUGAGGAGCUUCUGUUGAAUGGCAAACUGACAAUGUCAGCUGUUGUGAAGAAAGUGGCAGACCGGCUCACAGAGACCAUGGAGGAUGGCAAGACCAUGGACUAUGCUGAAGUAUCAAACACAUUUGUACGACUGGCAGACACACACUUUGUACAACGCUGCCCCUCAGUACCUACCACUGAGAAUUCAGACCCUGGGCCACCACCACCUGCCCCCACACUUGUCAUUAAUGAAAAGGACAUGUACCUGGUUCCUAAGCUGAGCUUGAUAGGAAAAGGUAAAAGGCGCAGAUCAUCUGAUGAAGAUGCUGCUGGGGAACCCAAGGCCAAGAGACCAAAACAUACUACAGAUAACAAGGAGCCCAUUCCAGAUGACGGGAUUUAUUGGCAGGCCAACCUUGACAGAUUCCACCAACACUUCCGUGAUCAAGCCAUUGUGAGUGCAGUUGCUAACAGGAUGGACCAGACGAGCAGCGAGAUUGUGCGAACCAUGCUCCGAAUGAGUGAGAUUACUACUUCCUCUAGUGCUCCCUUCACCCAGCCAUUGUCUUCCAAUGAGAUCUUCAGAUCCCUACCUGUUGGCUAUAACAUCUCUAAGCAAGUUCUUGAUCAGUAUCUCACUCUGCUGGCAGAUGAUCCUCUAGAGUUUGUUGGAAAGUCUGGCGACAGUGGUGGAGGAAUGUAUGUCAUCAACCUCCAUAAGGCAUUAGCAUCCCUAGCCACAGCCACUCUGGAGUCUGUCGUACAGGAGAGAUUUGGGUCUCGCUGUGCUAGAAUAUUCCGUCUAGUUUUGCAGAAGAAACACCUAGAGCAGAAGCAAGUGGAAGACUUUGCAAUGAUUCCUGCCAAGGAGGCAAAGGAUAUGCUAUAUAAGAUGCUCUCAGAAAAUUUCAUGUCACUCCAGGAAAUUCCCAAAACACCAGACCAUGCCCCAUCCAGGACCUUCUAUUUAUAUACUGUGAACAUCCUGUCAGCUGCCCGAAUGUUGUUGCACAGGUGCUAUAAGAGCAUAGCCAACUUGAUAGAAAGGAGGCAAUUUGAAACCAAAGAGAAUAAGCGUCUACUAGAAAAAUCUCAGAGGGUAGAAGCCAUCAUUGCAUCUAUGCAGGCUACAGGUGCAGAGGAAGCACAGUUACAAGAAAUAGAGGAGAUGAUCACAGCUCCUGAACGUCAGCAGCUAGAGACCCUGAAACGUAAUGUCAACAAGUUGGAUGCCAGUGAGAUCCAGGUGGACGAAACCAUCUUCCUGCUGGAGUCUUACCAUUGAUGCACCAUGAAGGAGACAGUGAUCCAGAAGCAUCUUCCUCAAAGAUCUGGGGGGGAUGGAAAGCAAAAUAAAGGAAGUACCUGGAUGCAUUAUUUGCAGUGG
Messenger RNA from Macaca mulatta (Rhesus monkey), 2002 nucleotides. RefSeq names its product RNA polymerase III subunit C (gene POLR3C). The record is from RefSeq and is a predicted model, not a curated record. Gene Ontology annotation, biological process: DNA-templated transcription. Gene Ontology annotation, cellular component: RNA polymerase III complex. NCBI's taxonomy places the organism in Eukaryota, Metazoa, Chordata, Mammalia, Primates, Cercopithecidae. Gene Ontology annotation, molecular function: single-stranded DNA binding.